AUGGGGCUCAUUUGUAAGAGCCGUCUCCGCUCCGACGGAUCACGGUCUCAAAAUCUGCCCCCCUCCUACCCCUUCUGCCCCUCCACCCCUUUCUCCGCACACCCCUCCCCGCGGACACUCGACAUUGUUACGAGUAACGAGCUUAAUUGUGGCAGAGGCAUACUAUUGUACAGGCGCGUUGAGAGGCGGCCGUUCAAGGUCGCCGAUGUUCGCGGCCUAGCGCGAGUGUACCACGGGGCUCGUAUGUACCGCAGUGCGGCGGGCUGCGGUAGGUAUGCGCCGGCCUGCGGACCGCGGGAUUUGGGCCCGUACUUGGCCGGCGCGGACACCGAAGGAGACUUUAAUGAGGCGAUUCAUGAGUCGAUA
Iphiclides podalirius (scarce swallowtail) is the source of this 366-nucleotide messenger RNA. The record is from the annotation of a GenBank genome assembly. NCBI's taxonomy places the organism in Eukaryota, Metazoa, Arthropoda, Insecta, Lepidoptera, Papilionidae.